AUGAGUAACAUCAUAGGUAAAGUAUAUCAAUCAUUGCAAUCGUAUGAUCCUCAUUCUAUUAAUAUAUACAUCAAUGAUCAUGAGUAUAAUACAAAUCUUUAUAUUGGAAUGGCAAUUUGCAAUACAAUUCAUAAUGAAAUUUAUUUAAAUCGAUCAACGAAAGAAUUUAGAUUCUAUGCAAACAUAACAGAAAAUAAUAUAUAUGAUGUACUUGAAAAGAUAUUUAAAUUACAAAUUCCAGAGAAUGUCGAAGAUAAUAUUGCUUGUGACCUUUUGAAUCUUGGAAAAGUAAUGGAAAGUGAAUCAUUGAUGUCUUUCUUUAUGAAAAAAUUUCAAAACGGUGAAUACAAUUCAGAAAACAUACUUAUAAACGUUAAAUAUUCCAAACAAAUUGGAUACAGCGAAAAAAUAUUUGAUUUCAUAUGUGAAAACAUCGAUUCAAUCAAUCAUGAUGAACUAAUAAGUUCUAUUGUAGAGGCCGGAUUAGAUUUUGCAGAACAGUUAUUGAUGCAUUUCAAAAAAAGAAAUAAAAAUUCAAAUGAUAUCAUAUUCUCCCUGAUAAAUAUAAAUUCAGUAUUCAUUGAUACCAUUUCAUAUCUCAAUGAUGAAUAUAUUGAAAUUAGAGAUGCUAAUGAUUUACUCAAAAGCUCAUCUGAACAAUCAUCAAUCAUAUCAUUUUUCAAAACUUUAAUAGAUAAUAGAAAAGAAAAAGAAAAUAAAAUUCAGGCCCUUGAUAAUGAAUUAACAGAACUGCGGCAAGCAAAUAAAAAUCUUAGCCUAGAUAACUCAAAUAUGAAAAAUGAAUUAACAGCAUUACAUAGAGAAAUUGAAGAACUUAGAAAAGAAGAAUCAAUUAAAGGUGAUGAAUUAUUAAAAUCAAUAGAUGAGAUAAGAAAGCUUAGACUAAAUAACUCAAUUAAAGAUAAUGAUUAUAUAACAUGGCUAAAUCAAAAGAAGAAAUAA
Messenger RNA from Trichomonas vaginalis G3, 963 nucleotides. RefSeq names its product EP4 subtype prostaglandin E2 receptor binding. NCBI's taxonomy places the organism in Eukaryota, Parabasalia, Trichomonadida, Trichomonadidae. The transcript has a single exon. The coding region runs from base 1 to 963 and encodes 320 amino acids. The record is from RefSeq and is a predicted model, not a curated record.